Rosa rugosa (rugosa rose) is the source of this 1408-nucleotide messenger RNA. RefSeq names its product protein ORANGE-LIKE, chloroplastic. The transcript is spliced from 8 exons. The record is from RefSeq and is a predicted model, not a curated record. Gene Ontology annotation, cellular component: chloroplast membrane. NCBI's taxonomy places the organism in Eukaryota, Viridiplantae, Streptophyta, Magnoliopsida, Rosales, Rosaceae. The coding region runs from base 94 to 1023 and encodes 309 amino acids.
UCCCUUAAAAGAUGCUUCCACCGCCUCUCCCAGAUUCCUUCCUCUCCUUCACUUCUCUGAUGGUGAGCAUAGCAUAGCAUAGCAGCUCCAACCAUGGCUGCUUUCUCUCUCUCCUCCUCCCCUCCUCCUCUCUCCCUAAUUCCUCGCACCUCCUCCUCCCCCCAUGGCAGCAGACGCCUCUCCCUCUCCAAAUCCCCCUCCUCCUCGUCGCGUCCCAGAGUCUCCUGUUCCUCUUCUUCUGAGAAAUCCUCCCCCGGCGGCGAUAACAUUACUCCCAGCUCUUUUUGUAUCAUAGAGGGGCCGGAGACGGUGCAGGACUUUGUGCAGAUGCAGCUGCAGGAAAUUCAGGACAACAUAAGGAGCAGGCGGAACAAGAUUUUUCUGCUCAUGGAAGAGCUGAGGAGAUUGCGGGUGCAACACCGGAUAAAGAUGGCGAAGGAUUUCUAUGAGAGUGGUGAGGAAGAGUCGAACGAGAUGCCUGACAUUCCAUCAUCCAUCCCUUUUCUCCCUUCUGUGACAGCAAAGACUUUGAAGCAACUCUACCUCACAAGCGCAACAUUUAUAUCUGGGAUAAUUGUAUUUGGGGGCCUUAUUGCACCGACGCUGGAACUUAAAUUAGGCAUAGGAGGUACCUCAUAUGAAGAUUUCAUUCGCAGCAUGCAUUUGCCCAUGCAAUUAAGUCAGGUUGAUCCCAUUGUGGCGUCCUUUUCGGGUGGGGCAGUGGGUGUCAUUUCAGCAUUGAUGUUGAUUGAAGCUAACAAUGUUGAGCAACAAGAGAAGAAAAGGUGCAAGUAUUGCCAUGGAACUGGGUAUUUGGCCUGUGCUCGAUGUUCUGCAAGUGGUGUAUGCUUGAGCAUCAAUCCUAUAUCAGUAUCUAAUGCAUCUGACCGCCCUUUGCGAGUGCCCACAACUCAGAGGUGUUUAAAUUGCUCUGGUGCUGGAAAGGUAAUGUGCCCAACAUGUCUGUGCACCGGGAUGAUGAUGGCGAGCGAGCAUGACCCACGGAUAGAUCCAUUUGACUAAAGCAAACUGCUUAACAACUUUGGCAGUAGUGUUUCAUUCCCUCGUCAAUGUAGUGUAUCAUUCCCUUGUCAAUGUACCUUAGGAAUAAUAUUUCCACUCCAACCCUUCUUGAAAGCCAAAGAACAAAAAGUAAAUAAAGUAAAAAAAAAAAAGAUUGAAAAGAGCAGAUCAACACGAGUCGGGCGUUUACAGGCUGCCUUUUAUGCCAAGCUUCAUAGCUCAAACUGUUCUUGAUGACAAAGACACCCUUGCAAGGCCAAAGAGCUGUAGUUACAUUUAGUUGUUUUAUUGUGUGUUUUCUUGUGUUGGGCUUGGGCCUUGGACCCCGUCGUACCAAAAAAUAAUUGAUUUAUAAGAAAAUAAGGUAAUAGACAUAUCUUCUGAA